Pneumocystis jirovecii RU7 is the source of this 1812-nucleotide messenger RNA. RefSeq lists its product as uncharacterized. Gene Ontology annotation, biological process: nuclear inner membrane organization. The record is from RefSeq and is a predicted model, not a curated record. The transcript has 6 exons. The coding region runs from base 1 to 1812 and encodes 603 amino acids. Lineage: Eukaryota; Fungi; Ascomycota; Pneumocystomycetes; Pneumocystales; Pneumocystaceae. Gene Ontology annotation, cellular component: mitotic spindle pole body; nuclear inner membrane; chromosome, centromeric core domain.
AUGAAUAAAGAUUCAAAUAUACGCUAUAGUGUGCCAUCAUUGAAAUCAAUAGAAGAAUCACCAUUUUGUCAAACAUGUAUAAAAAAUCAUUCAUUUAUUGUCAAUUCUCUAGCAUCUUAUCUUCCCUCCGAAGACCAUCCGGAUUACCAUGUUUACUUAUCAGCAUUUCCAUUAUAUCGGGCAUUUUUGGAAGAACAAUAUCCCGUAGUAUGUGAUCUCUGUUCUUCUCGUGUACAAGAACAUUUAGCAAAAAAGAAUUAUAUUGCAAAAUCCAAUACUCUUGCAGGAUGGCUUUUGAAUAGUAAAAAAACGAUUGAUUCAAAACGUAGUUUACCUCAAUCGUUUUUACGGAUCCGUCUUUUUAUUUGGGGUUUACGGGGCAUAGGAUGGUGGAUAGUUACAUGUUCUAUGGUUGUGUAUUAUAUUUUAGGCACUUUUAUUCCAAGUGUUUUUUUAAAAAGUCCAUCUCAAACAACUUCGUUUUGGAAUAUAAAAUUUCUUUCUCAAUGUUUAACAAUAGCUUUUCAUAGGAAAAAAUCUUUUAAUAAUUGUUUACUUUUUUAUAAACUUUUUAUUAGGAAAUCAAUAAUCUGGGGUAUUUUUGUUAUUUUAUGGGAUUAUACCUGGGUUUCGCAAAUUUUGAAACCAGAUCAUCGUGUUUUUGGGAAGAAUUAUUAUUAUAUAUGUCAAAUAUUUAUUCAUAUUAUUCGUGCUGCAGCUGAAUUUAUAGUCUCUGAACGAAUAUCAGAUACUUCAAUUUAUUCAAAAAUUAAUAUUGCUCUUUUUUUUAUUUCUAUGGCUCAUUUGGCAUUAACAUUUAAAUGUGUUUACCUUAUUCCUCCUAUAUCGAUUAGUUUAUAUGAUUCAAAUUCAAAAGAUCUACCAAUAGAAAAUGAACAAAAGACAAAUACUGAAUUUAAAACAAUGGAAAAAAUAUCUUGUACAGAUAAACAUGAUAAAAAUUUAUCACCUUUAACUAUUAAUCAUAAUCCAAAAGGAGAUCAAUAUGAUACAGAUUCUUGCGAUGAUUCUAUGCAAUUAGAUCCACCUGAAUCAUUACCUCUUAGAAUGGAUUCAAAAGAUAUUCAUAUAUAUAAUUCAUCAUUUAGUUUUCCUAAAGGAAUAAGUUUACCAAUGUCGCCAUCUAGUGCAUUUAUUCAUUCUAAUAUUCAUCAAUCGAAUAAAAGUUUUAAUUCUCAGAACUAUUUCCUAAAAUCAAAAUCCAGUCUAUUCAAAACUGAUCAAAAAGAAAGUGAUGAUGAAAUUGCGCCUCAGAGAUUUUUUGCUCCAGAAGCAAGAUUAGAAACUAUUUUCUCUCCUGCCUUAAGACUUGAUGAUGAACCAUUAAUUGUGCGUGCUUUAAGAAUAGUUAAACAUCGUAAAUUACAAUGGAUAGAAAUAAUUUCAUUAUUUUGGACUCUCGAGAUAAUCAUUAUUAAUAUUUUAAAUUUGGGAAGAAUUUCAUAUUAUUCUUCUUUCAUAGGUUCAUUUGGUAUAACAUUUAGUCUAGGAAGCAAUUUCUGGUUUCUAAAGAGGGCAUAUAUAAAAUUAAUUUUUAUUGGAACAAUAAUUUCGUUUUUUUAUUAUCUUUUUAUUUAUAUUAAUCAUUAUAAAAAUUUUGAAACAUUUCUACAAACAUCAAAGACAUUCUUUUUGUGUAAUGCUUUGAUUACUGGGUUCUAUUUUUGCUACAGUUUAAGAAUAUUAUGGAUUAUGCACUCUUCUUGGAAUCAUAUACCUUCAAAAACAAAGCAAAAAUCAACACGGAAACAUCAAAAUAAAAUAUGGGGUAGUUAUACUUAUAACAAAUAA